UGUUGCCACACUUUUAGUAAGUGUUUCAGUGUGUGAGUGAUAACAGUCAAUAUGUCCGUGAUACUCACACAUGUAACUGCGCAGUAAGCCUACUCCGAAUGUUUCUAUACUCUACACAUGUUUUCUAGAUUUGAUGGUGGUCCGUCAAUCGCCUUACGCAGUUAGUAUACGCAGUCUCCAAUCCCUACUACGUAUACGAUAGCGCAGAAAAAUACUACUAGCGUAAAGUGAAUGUAUAUGUGUAUAUACGUAAUGAACCUUAAUCAAGUGAUCGUCAACGUCUCGUAAAUGUAGUUAGUGAAAGCCCAGAACAUCCACAAAAAUGAUCUAAAUUCAGGUUAAGCCAAAGAACUUACCCGCGAAGAUAAAUAAAAAAUUAAGAUUAUGAAAGUGCGUACUGUUCCUUACAACCAGAAACAUCAAUCAUCUUACAAUCCUUCAACGAAUAUAAAAAACGAAAAAAUGCGAAAGUAUUAUCAGGCAGCUUUGGCUCUUACAGCAGCAGUCAGUUUGGUAGCUCUGCUAUUUUACAGGCACGAGUACAACAAACUGCGCUUCGUGCUCCAGGUGUUCAACUACUUUGGUACGCCGCAGAAAAACUCCCUCAACUGCACCAACAAUAUCCAGGUGACAAAUACUUAUCACCAGGCCGCUUCUACUUCCUGGCAACGCCUCUCCGAGGACUUUUACAUUUAUUCCGCUUACAGCUACGAUGAGGGAGAAAUAAAGGGUAUUGGAUUUGGCAAGCACUCUAGUAACAAUUACUACUGUCGAGUUUUAUUCGACGACCAACUGGAGUAUGUAGAAGGUAAAUUUGUAGUCCAAAAAAUUGAUGAAAACCGCCAGGAUUUAAAUAAUGACGAUUUAAUUAACAACGACGACGAUCAGGAGUACAGUGGGUACUUGUUCACGUGUAAGUACGAAAAAUUGCACGACAAAGAUGUCGUGGGAAUGCAGGUAGUUGAUGAUAAGCUCAAAAACUAUGACAGUAUUCCAAUAAUUCAAGUCCAGACGCUUUAUAAUAAUUUUAAUAGCAACAAAACAGGCACGAUAAUCUGCGUAGCUCCACCUGAAUCAAAACCGCUUAAGCAUAUUGAUAUGAUAAGCUUCCUGGCCUUUCAUGACUACGUCGGAUGGGACAAUUUCAUUGUCUAUGACUACGGGAUUCCGUUUGUCUUCAACGAAGCCGUGAAGAAGAUGUCCUUAUUCUCAAAUGUCCAGUGGAAUUUCACCUACUCGGCGGUUCCUUGGAACUUUCCAUACGCACAAAUCCCCAGGAGAGUUAUCAGGAACUUGAUUGAAGCUGACUGCUUGUAUCGCACAUUCUCACGCGCUUCUUUCGCGGUUACUCUGGCUUGGGAUGAAUAUGUAAAUCUUAAGUACCACACUUCUGUUGAGCAUGUACUCUCGGAUUUAAAUAAAGUUAAUGGAAAGAUUGACGAUAAAUUCAGGCUCAACGCUGUGGUGUUUUGCACCGAUUACGCAGACAGCGAUUCUGUUAACUCACCGACCCCUGUGAUAUUGAGGACCACUCGCAGAUUAAGAAAUGUUGAUAAAGAUGAACCGUUAUUUAUUUAUAAGCGCGACCAUAUUUCUAGUAAUGAUAUUACUCAACAAGAAAUGGAUGAACUGAUGAUUAUUAAUCGGUAUAAAAAGUGCAAUACUAAUGACAGAAGACAAAUUGUUAAUGGUGUAUUGAGAUUUGCUGAGUCUAUGCCGAGUACACAAAUUUUUCAGUAUUAUAUUACUGGUAGAUUGUUCAGCCAUAAUUGAAUUACCUAAUUAAUUAAUUAAUCAAUUGGUAAUUAUUCACAAGUCGGGUCAACUUUAUUUAGGGUUAUAACUAGGUGAAAAUUUAACAUUUUUUAGUAGAUUUCAUAAAAAUCUAAGUAUUGUAUUUGUCCUCAGGACGUAAAUUUUAAUAAAUUUUGCUAUAUUUCAACUUGAAGAGUUGAGUCAGAAAAUACAUAUGGUUCAAAAGUUUAUAUAUGUAUGUAUAUUUAGGGUGUGCCAAAUUUAAACCAGUGAUGGACCUCUUAAAAUUGGAAUUUUGAGUUCCGCUUUUAACAGGAGUUGUGUUUGGGCAUUUCCUGAGAUAUUUUGAGCGUAAGGG
Molecule: messenger RNA, 2113 nt
Organism: Cotesia glomerata
Lineage: Eukaryota; Metazoa; Arthropoda; Insecta; Hymenoptera; Braconidae
Exons: 3
Coding region: 385-1773 (462 amino acids)
Source: RefSeq, a predicted model, not a curated record